GCGGCAGGGUACCACCGGGUUUUAGUCCACCUGCGGGGAGCACUCGAUCGGUGAGAUAGAGGCCACACCCCUCAAACCAGCCCACAGACACAACACAACCACAAAAGCCGACCGAUAAGCAAUCGCCGCAAUGAGCGCCCCGGCCAAGCUCACGCCCAACGACCCGCGGGUCGAGCACCGCAACGUCAUGGUGCGGGGCAAGAACUACCACUACCUGCUGGCCAAGCCCGAGGGCCCGCACAAGGCCACGGUGCUGCUGUGCCACGGCUUCCCGGACCUCUCGUUCGGCUGGCGGAACCAGAUCCCGGCGCUGCAGGCGGCGGGCUACCAGGUCGUGGCACCCGAUAUGCUGGGCUACGGCGGCACCGACGCGCCCGACGCCGUCGAGGCGUACGGCUCCAAGGGCAUGAGCGACGACCUCGCGGCGCUGCUCGACGCCGACUUCCCGACCGAGCCGCGCGUCGUCAUCGGCGGCCACGACUGGGGCGGCAUGCUCGUCUGGCGCUUCGCCGAGCACCACCCUGACCGCGUGCUGGGCGUCUUCAGCGUCUGCACCCCUUACGUCCCGCCCCAGGGAGAGUUCUACGACCUGUCGCAGGUGACGCAGGUGCUGCCCAACUUCAGGUACCAGCUGCAGUUUGCGGGCGACGAGGUGGUGAAGCGCACGGCCGAGGGCGGCAAGCCCGCGGUGCGCCAGUUCCUCAACUGCCUGUGGGGUGGCAGGCCCAAGGAGGGGAGCGACGGGAAGCCGUUCUCAGUCGACACGGGUGUGCCGUUCGGCCACAUCGCCGACCUCGAGACGUCGCGCCUGCUGUCGGACGAGGAGCUCGACUUCUACGCCGACCAGUACUCGCGCAACGGCCUGCGCGGGCCCACCAACUGGUACCGCUCGCGCAGGGUCAACUUCGACGAGGACCGCGGGCUCUACGCGCGCGGCAAGGACUUCAAGAUCCAGACGCCCGCGCUCUUCAUCUCGGCCACGCGCGACGCCGCCCUGCCCGAGGCCAUGUCGGCCGGCAUGGACGCCCACUUUGUGAACCUGUCGAGGGGCCGCGUCGAUGCCUCGCACUGGGCCCUGACCGAGGCCUCGGCAGAGGUCAACAGGCAGAUUGAGGAGUUUGUGGACCGGGUGACUCGGCCCAAGGCCUCGAUAUAAGCAAAAGGGGAAAGAUGAAUGGGGCGGAUCACGACUGAGCACUGCUUUAUGACCAAGGAAAUUCUGAAAAUGACAUUAUGAGAACCAAAACAAUCAUCUUUAUUGAGGGAGAGCAGGAGCAGGGAAGGACUCUCUAGUGAUCGGCGUGGGAAAACGGCCUGACGCAAAACAGAAAGCGGAUCUGGUUA
Messenger RNA from Gaeumannomyces tritici R3-111a-1, 1344 nucleotides. Its product is annotated as epoxide hydrolase 2. Bases 131 to 1156 code for a protein of 341 amino acids. The record is from RefSeq and is a predicted model, not a curated record. NCBI's taxonomy places the organism in Eukaryota, Fungi, Ascomycota, Sordariomycetes, Magnaporthales, Magnaporthaceae. The transcript has a single exon. Gene Ontology annotation, molecular function: hydrolase activity.